AUGUCCAACAUUGUCCGCUCGGAGGCGAAUAUCGACAAUUGUACCAAGACUCUCAUGGAGAAAUUUCAUGAGAUCGCGGUGAAGGGAGAUGCCAUCGAUGUGUCCACGUGGGUACAGUGGUACGCAUUUGAUGUCAUAGGCGAACUCUUCUUCAGUCGCAUGUUCGGUUUCAUGGCGCAAGCCGCUGACUAUCGCGGCUACAUUACAGCCCUUGACUGCCUCCUCCCGAUGCUGACAACAGCGUGCGUCAUGCCCUCCUACAUCCGGCCGGUUUUCUUGACAGGCGGUGCGAUCUUCCCGCGCAUUCUCAAAGCCCUCAUGAGCCUCAAGAAUGUUGAAACAGCAGCGAAGGAUGCUGUCGCUGAGCGAUCCGCACUGAUGAAGAAGGGAGAGGCCGACGGAAAGGACGACAUUAUGAACAGUCUGUUUGAAGUCAUGGAGACUAAAGGCGAGAAGGUUGAUUUUGGCCUCACUGAGAUCACAGUAGAGGUCUACGUUGCGCUGUAA
Molecule: messenger RNA, 507 nt
Organism: Alternaria arbusti
Lineage: Eukaryota; Fungi; Ascomycota; Dothideomycetes; Pleosporales; Pleosporaceae
Exons: 2
Coding region: 1-507 (168 amino acids)
Molecular function (GO): iron ion binding; monooxygenase activity; heme binding
Source: RefSeq, a predicted model, not a curated record